AUGGAGAUUGAUCUGGAAAAACUUCCAUUUGACCUUGAUUUUCAUCCAUCAAAUAACCUAGUUGCUGCUGGUCUCAUCACCGGCCAACUCCUUUUAUUUUUAUGCUUUCAUGCUGUUCAUUAUAUUUUUUUUUUGAUUCAAAUGUUUCCUAUUGUUAGGCUACUGGUAGUGGAUGCUCACACUGCAUCAUGCAGAGCACUCCGUUUUGUCAAUGAAGGGCGGGCUGUAGUAUCAGGGUCUCCAGAUUAUUCCAUUCUUGCCACCGAUGUCGAAACUGGUGCAGCAAUUGCACGUCUUGAGAAUGCCCAUGAGGCUGCUGUAAAUCGGAUAGUGAAUUUGACAGAGUCAACAAUUGCUUCUGGAGAUGAUGAAGGUUGUAUUAAGGUGUGGGAUACCAGACAGCGUUCUUGCUGCAACACGUUUGAUGUUCAUGAAGAAUACAUUUCGGACAUGACAUUUGCUUCAGAUUCCAUGAAAUUGAUUGGAACAAGUGGAGAUGGUACUCUCUCAGUUUGCAAUUUAAGAAGCAACAAGGUUCAAACUCGUUCCGAGUUCUCUGAAGAAGAAUUGCUUUCUGUGGUGAUUAUGAAGAAUGGUAGAAAGGUUGUAUGCGGAACGCAGUCUGGAACCCUAUUGUUGUACUCAUGGGGAUUUUUCAAAGAUUGCAGUGAUCGUUUUGUUGAUCUCUCUCCUAAUUAUGUGGAUGCCUUAUUAAAGCUCGAUGAAGAUAGAGUUAUCACUGGUUCUGAGAAUGGAAUAAUCAGUUUGGUCGGUAUAUUGCCCAACAGAAUUAUCCAGCCAAUUGCUGAGCAUUCCGAAUAUCCCGUCGAACGUCUUGCCUUUUCUUAUGAUAAAAAGUUCCUAGGCAGCAUAUCGCAUGAUCAGACCUUAAAGCUAUGGGAUCUGGAUGACUUGCUGCAAGGGUCUGGAGGUACUCUGUCAAAUCAUUCUAAUGCCUCCGAUAGUGAUGGUGACGGGAUGGACGUUGAUGAUAGUAUUCCUAAACCUUCUAAAGGGACCAAGAGAAAAAAUGGAAACAAAGGGCAAAACAUUGGCAGUUCAAACAGUUUCUUUGCAGAUAUGUAG
Molecule: messenger RNA, 1086 nt
Organism: Striga hermonthica
Lineage: Eukaryota; Viridiplantae; Streptophyta; Magnoliopsida; Lamiales; Orobanchaceae
Source: the annotation of a GenBank genome assembly